Molecule: messenger RNA, 3069 nt
Organism: Puccinia graminis f. sp. tritici CRL 75-36-700-3
Lineage: Eukaryota; Fungi; Basidiomycota; Pucciniomycetes; Pucciniales; Pucciniaceae
Exons: 4
Coding region: 1-3069 (1022 amino acids)
Source: RefSeq, a predicted model, not a curated record
AUGACCAUCGACCCCCUCCAGGCAAUUAGUGACUCCCUCAGCCAAUCCACCCAGAACCCUACUCCAUCUAACCCCAACACUUCCUCCUCCAACCCUGCAACGGUCCCUUCCAAUACUUCCACCCCGAUCCCAAAAAACCCAUCAAACCUCAUCCCUUCCGCACCAUCCAAAACGAAUCCCACACAAAAAGGCACGGAAGCGAGAACGCAAAACCACACCCACCUUAACCUAAACCGUAAAGACAAUGGCUCAACGCCCAAGGGAUCGGCAGCAGCCCCCAAAGUCUCCAAAACUGCGACCAUCCUCAACACAGAGAUCGGCAAAUCAAUCGUGGGGUCACAAGAGCCACAAGAUCCCAAGUCAGCGGAUCCAAUCCAGCAGAAGGCUAAAGCAAGAAGCAUGCUACUCGCCAAAGCAAUCAAGGCCCAGGAAGACGGCGAUGAUGAACGAGCAGAUCGAUUCUUCGCGAUGCACGACACCCUGCUGAAGGAAGAGACCCUAGUGGUGUCACAGAACGACCACAAGAUCCAAGUCCUCACAAGCCCUCCAGUGGUUCCUCAGAAGAGGCCUAUAGCAGCCGAAGGAACCAUCGAAUCAAAAGGCAUCAAGUUUAAAUGGGGCAUUUCAAACUCCCAUGACGACGGGGGAUUCACCCCAUACUUCCAUAAAAACAUCUCCGAACUCAAGGGCCCAAUCCCUCUGACCAUCUUCAACAAGAAAUGGCAGGAAGAGGCCCUUAGUUAUCACUCAAGAAAUCGACCGAAAGAAGAAUCCUCGGCUGAGAAAGGUCUCCGAUACCACGGACUAGCGGUACCAGACGAAUGGACACAAUCCUUCGCAGAUUGGACGUUAAAUCAUAGGUGUUUUUACGAGACAAUGAAGAAUCGUUAUAACUUCCCAAGGCUAGCAGAGUGGAUCCUCCUCCACAAAGAUAACUGCGACAAGCUGCAUCGCAAGCACGGCUUCAUGGUAGCCCUACGCUACGACAUAAGGAUCAGGAACAAUGCCUUCGCCUUCCGAGUCGAACACGACGGGGAAGAAUUUGUCUCGGACAUCUCGGAAUACAAACCAGAAACCGCAGACGACGCCCACUCUGAAGAGAGAAACUUCAACGAACUAGGCCUAAGGGAAAACCCUUACGCGGUAGGAGGCCCAAGAUACGGUUGGGAUCCUCACUCGGGGCAGAGAAACACCAAAUCGAACCCCACAGCGACACAAUCAACGAAAGGGACCUCCCAACCCACAACCAACCCCCCCUCCUCAUCCACGCCUCAACCCCCAUUCGCUCAUCUCCAAACCCCAAACUCCCUCCCCAUGCGGCCGAGCGGCCCCGAUCAGGCACAGGGGAAACCCCAGAGGAGCUCCGGUUAUAAGGGGAAGAACUACAACCCCAACCACGGAGGAGGUUACAAAAGGCGAGACUACCAACAGGAGCCAAGCAACGAUGAGUUACCUGAGGUCGUAGAGAGUGCGAAAUGGCAGAAGGCACUCGAAACAGCCGGCCUUACAGAGAAAUACGCGGAUGUCAUUCACGGACUUAAGUUCGGAUUUGACCAAGGAAUACCCAACCACGACCUAGGCCCAUCUAUCCCCUAUUUCACCCCUCCGAACCACCAGUCGGCCCUGCUGGCACAAGAGAAGAUUGAGUCCUCGAUAAGCAAGGAAAUCGAAGCGGGCCGCAUGUACGGACCGUACACACACGCCCAACUCAUGAAGAAAUACAGUUUCUUCCGAUCCAACCCGCUAGGCGCCGUGGUAAACGGUGACGGCACGGUCAGACCGAUCAAUGACUUAUCCUUCCCUCAUGACAACCUCCAAGUUCCCUCAGUAAACUCCUUCGUCGACAAAUUAGACUACGUAACCACGUGGGAUGACUUCGAACGGGUCUCUAGAUUCCUCCGAAACCAAGAAGAGCCGAUCCUAUUGGCCCUCUUCGAUUGGGAAAAGGCAUAUCGACAGAUACCGACCGCCAAAUCUCAAUGGGCCUACCUCAUGGUCCGAGACUUUAACGGCGGCAUCUUAAUUGACACUAGGAUAGCAUUUGGAGGUGUAGCAGGUUGCGGUUCAUUCGGCAGACCAGCGGAUGCGUGGAAAGACCUCAUGUUGCACGAGUUCGACUUGAUCACCGUUUUUCGGUGGGUAGACGAUAACCUGUUCAUCAAGCGACAGGACUCCACCGUCGACAUGGAGCAAAUCGUAGCACGAUCAGAGGAGCUAGGGGUAAAAACCAACUCAACAAAAUACUCCCCGUUCAAGGAAGAACAGAAGUACAUCGGCUUCAUCUGGAACGCGGCCAAGAAGACAGUAAGAUUACCGGACGACAAGAAGUUUCAAAGGAUACAGCAGAUAAAACAAUUCCUAGCACCGGAAACGGUAUUCUCCUUCAAACAAGUCGAAAUCAUGGCAGGAAGACUCAACCACGUUUCGUACCUUCUCCCACAACUCCGGUGCUACCUUAACAGCUUAUAUCGGUGGAUGAACGCCUGGGUCUUCAGGCACAUAGAGCUGGCCCUACCGGCCGACGCGCGUCAAGAUCUGGAAGAAUGGCUCACCACCCUCCUUUGCUUUAAGGAGACAAGGAUGAUACGAAACCCAGACCCGACCGAAAUUGGGUGGAUGGGCGAUGCGUCGACAAGCUACGGUAUUGGGAUUACCAUAGGCCAACACUGGGCCCAAUUUCAACUAACCAAGCACUGGGACCAAGGACCAGAACCGAAACGCGAUAUUGCGUGGCUCGAAACAGUGGCCAUCCGACUGGGGAUUCUAGCUCUCAAACAGCUAAAGAUAAGACCAGGGAAGACUCUGAUUGUAUGGACAGACAACACGACAACAGAGAGUGUAAUAUCAAAACGGAAGUCCAAGAACGAGGCGGUAAACAAUGAAUGGAAAGUGAUACAGAAACUGCUGGUGGAGGAGGAGAUUGAUAUUGUUUCAAGGAGAGUUACAUCCCAAAACAAUGUGGCAGAUGCACUGUCUAGGGGAGACAGGUCAGGCAAAGAUGUCAGAUUCCAGAUCCCAGUCGUUGUACCCUAUGACCUAGAACUAAGAUUGUAUCAAUCCUAUUGUUGA